GCGUGACGCCAUCUUAACGCGACAAACAGUAACACGAUUCUAGCGUCCGUCCAACUGCCUAGAUAUAUACAAGACUUCAUUCCUCUGAAUGAAUCAAUAAAUGAAUCUUAAUAUGAUUUACGGGCUUGUGUCCAGACUCGGGACUUCCGGAGAAUGAGCCGGUGGUCUUUGAACGGCUCAAUAUGGCUGCUGCUCGGACUCUGCAGGAGUUUGUAUCCGCCGCUGCCUCUCUGCACCCCGACAGAGCAGCUGUGACAUAUGACAGCGGGUCAGAGUCAGACAGCCCGGUGUCUUUGCUCUACAGAGAUCUGGUUCAACUGUCCGGUGAACUGUCUCAUAUCCUACGACAGACCUGCUCUCCUAAUAACGGCCUGAUCGGACUGUAUUGUUGUGAUGAUGUGUUCAUACCUGUGUGGAUUCUGGGGAUCCUGCAGACACCUGCUGCUUAUGUCCCUCUGGACCCAGAAGCUCCAGGACAUCUCUCUGCCAGAGUCAUGACCCAGUGUGGCCUCAAGUACUGUGCUGUGAAGACCGACACCCUGCAGGGAUUCCAGGCAGCUCUCGCCCAACAUGUGUCUGUGGAGGUUUGUGUGGUGUUGCCAAAGUUCAAACUCACCCUGAUACGAGCUGAGCUGCUGCCAGUCACUGAGCACCGACCAGGACCGGAGCAAACCGGAGCUCAGACAGCAGAUGGUGCUGGUUUGAAGGAGGAUGUGCACAAAGACUUGGCGUAUGUGCUGCACACAUCUGGAACUACUGGCCUUCCGAAGAUCGUGAGGGUGCCGCACAAGUGUAUACUCCCCAAUAUACAGCACCUGAGAUCUUUGUUUCAGAUGAGUGCAGACGAUGUGGUUUUCCUCGCCUCGCCCUUAACCUUUGACCCCUCUGUGGUGGAUAUGUUCCUGGCCUUAUCAUCCGGGGCUCAGCUCCUCAUCGUCCCCACUGUGAUUAAGAAAAUGCCCAGUCGACUGGCUCGACUUCUGUUCAGGAAUCACAAGACGACCGUCCUGCAGGUCACACCGACACUGCUCACCCGCUUCAAGCGCCUUAUCCUAAAACAGGAAGUGUUGUCAUCUGGCUCCUCGUUGCGUGUGUUGGCUCUGGGUGGAGAGGCCUGCCCCUUGCCAGCUCUGCUGAGGACCUGGAGGCACGAGGACAACAAAACCCACAUCUACAAUAUCUACGGUGUCACUGAAGUGUCCUGCUGGGCCUGCUCUUAUAAAAUACCAGAGUCUCUACUGCAGUCUGACAACCUCGCAUCGUCCUUUGUGCCUCUUGGGACUCCCCUGAUGGACACAGUGGUGGAAGUAAGAGAUGAACACGGCCGAAUUGUUACAGAGGGCGAAGGUCAGGUGUUCAUAGGUGGAGAGGACAGAGUGUGUCUCCUGGAUGAUGAGGAGACCGUUGUCCCUGGGACGAUGAGAGCGACUGGAGACUGGGUGAACGUUGAAGACAUGCAGCUGUACUACCUGGGACGCAGAGACAGGCUGAUCAAACGCCACGGCAAACGAGUCAACUUGGACAGCCUGCAGCAACUUAUACAGAGUCUGCCCCAGGUGGAGGCCUGUGCCGUGGUUCUGCACGAAGCCUCUCGACUGCUCGCCUUUGUUGUGGCGUCCACAUCUGGAGACCAAAAAGCAGAUUCUCCUCUCACAUCUGUACCGGGGCAUGCGGAACAAACAGCCUCAGCCGAGCGUGGUGAAGACCUCCCCUCUGCUGUAAAGCACCGUCAGGAGGAGCCGGGCGGCACAGAUGGAGAUCUGAGCAGACUCAUCCUGAACCAGCUGUCUCUGCUGCUGCCGUCUUACAGCGUUCCCGACACGCUGCUGCUGGUCCCGGCCUUGUGUUUGACUCCUCAUGGCAAAGUGGACGUGAAGGCACUUCUAGAUAUUUACCAAAGACAGAGACGGUGUUUAGAGUCUUCACAGGGAGAUUUCAACAAACUGAAGCAAACCCUGCAGUCCUUGUGGCAGAAAGCUCUAGAUCUGCCUGAAGAUGAAACCAUCAACGAGGAAUCCAACUUCCUGUUGAGUGGAGGAGAUUCUCUGAAGGCACUACACCUGUGUGAAGACAUCCUCGCUGCUGUGGGAGCGACCUCACCAGAGCUUUUGGAGGUUAUACUUGACGGGACCUUCUCAGAUGUGCUGCGGCAUGUUGAGAGAGUUACACUGACGGCGCCACUUGAGAACAGCCGGUCUUCUCCGUUUGAGGCCAAGAAACGCCACUCUGACGCUCCCCCUGUGGUGCCAGCGAAGAGAGGACGCACAGAUUCCACAGCAGCAGAGAGGCCGCAGGGGGAGACGUGGGCUGUUAAAGUUAUAAGACGAGCAGGAGAGGUGAUGGAGAUGCAAAACAGACGUCCACAGACUAAUGGAAACUUUAAGGCUGAUGCACCUGGCGUGAAGGAUCCCAGUAAGAAAUGCAGAGAUGAUGUUCUGGGCCUCAGUCUGAGCUGGUCCUCAGACACAGGCAGAUGUGUGGACGCCUCCCCGGUGCUUCUGGUACAACACAGAACAGAUGUGAAGUCAGCAACAGUGUUCAUCGGCUCCCACUCUCACAGGAUCCAGGCUUUAGACCUGACCACCGGGAGCCUUCUGUGGGAGCGAGUUCUUGGGGACAGAAUCGAAGCCUCAGCCACGGUGUCUCGCUGCGGGAGCCUCGUGGUCAUAGGUUGCUACGAUGGCUGUGUGUAUUUCCUGUGUGCCACGUCUGGAGAGACAUGUUGGAAGUUUGAGACAGGAGACGCUGUGAAGAGCUGUCCUGCUGUGGAUCCCCUCACAGGUCUGGUGAUAGUCGGCUCACAUGAUGGGCACGUUUACGCCCUGGACCCAAAGGUCCAGCAGUGUGUUUGGAGGCGUCACUGUGGGGGUGGAGCUGUGUUUUCCUCACCCUACCUCCACACCUCACUCAGACGGCUGUAUGCAGCGUCACUGGGAGGUCACCUCCUCUCUCUUAACCCUGACAGCGGAGAGGUCCUGUGGUCGUACCGUAGAGACACCCCGUUCUUCUCUUCACCAAACGCCUCCUCUGGUCAGGUGGUGAUCGGAUCGGUGGACAAAAACAUCUGCUGCUUCAGCAACUCAGGGACACUGGUUUGGCAGUUUUUAACAGAGGGACCCGUCUUCUCCUCUCCGUGCGUCACGCCAGACCGGCAGAGGCUUCUGUGUGGAUCACAUGACGGCCGUCUGUACUGUUUGAACUGUGACGACGGCUCUUUAGUUUGGACGUUCCAGACCACAGGGAAGGUGUACUCCAGUCCGUGUGUGUUUGAUGGCUCUGUCGUGGGCAGGAGGGGGAAUCUGGUGGCUCUGGCCUCCACAGACGGCACAGUGUGGGUCUUAGAUGAACAAGAUGGACGAAUGCUGGCGUCGUUCACUCUACCCGGGGAACUGUUUUCAUCCCCAGUGGUGUAUGAACGCUCCCUCGUAGUCGGGUGCCGCAAUGACUAUGUGUACUGUCUAAAGCUGACUGUCAAAGAGGAAACAUAGAAGGAUGAGGUGUAUUUCUCUUUUUUAUAAUAAACACUGAUUGCUUUUCAAUCUGUGUCAGAGCCAGAGGGUGCUUUGGGAAAUAAGCUUUAAUUAAAGUUGAGGGAAAUAAUGAGUCUUCCAGUUCAGACAUCAGUAUUUAAUUUACAUUAUUCAUAACAUUUUGUGUCUCUUUAAGAAUUUUCUCAUGAAUAUCUCUAAGUGGGACAAAAAAAGUGCAAAUAAUACCAAACAUUUUUUCUUGUUACAUAUAACACUGCGUACACUACACUAUUGUGCACGACCAACGUUAGAAACAAAAUGACAAAGUGACUCCUUCUGAACGAAGCUCCGGUGACGCCUUCCACUUCCAUACAGUACAUACUUACAUACAUACAGAUCGUUAAGUUGAGUGGCAGGAAAUGAGAAUGCUUGAGGGCUUCUUUUUUCCUCCAUUCACAGAGGAAAUGCUUACAUCAUUAUGUAAGAUCAUAUCACAUUUACGAGGAAGUGAUGGCGUAAGCCUACAAACACAAGUGUGUUACGGGAGGACGGCUACGAGAAUUGUAUGUUACAGCAAGCAGGUGUUGUGUCUGUCUCCAUUAGCAAGAAGAAAAAAAAUCCAAGUCACAUCGUCACACAGCUGUGAGGGUAAUGUGUGGCUCACUGUAAAUGCCCAGUAACACUUGUGGUCUUCAGUGCUGUGUUUAGGUGCACCCACCGUGUGAUCAUGACAGAUUCUAGGUUACUUUAAAAUGGCAAAAAUUGUACAAUAGCCUGUUUGACAGCUAUCACAGUCGUCACGGACACAGUGAGAAGUGUUAUGCUAAGGUUGUGAGUAUGAGUAAAAAAAAAAAAAAAGGCUUCUUUUGUACAUGACAAACAAGGCUCAGAGGAGAUACAGUAUUCUUCACAUAAAUAAUACCAACGCAUGUAACACUUCCAUCAGAUGCAGAUUCAACAGGGUCAUGUCGAGUUAUUGUUACUGGUAGCCCUUAAAACACGAUUCAGACAGUUACCCUCUGUUGAUUAAACACUGUCACAUGUCAGAGCUUCACCUCUCUACUAAAGACACCUUUUAUUGUGUUGAGCGAAUGAUUUAUUUACAACCAUGGUGACACAGUUGGCUACAAAAUAAAAUAAAAAAAAAACAAAAUCGGGGUUGGCUAUUGCGAUGGCCAGCCGUGGUUGUGAUUGGCUGCUGCCCCCCCAGACUGUGACAUGUUCGUUCUAUCUGUGGGACAUUAUACUUUGUGUGUUUGUAUACAGUAUGUGCAUGCGCGCAACAAUUGUUUACAUAUAUCUGUGCGAUUGUAUUGGAAUAUUUGGAUGUGAAGCGCACUUUAACAUGAUAAUAGUACCAGCCAGUGUGUGUGCGGGGUUGCGAGGUGAUGGAGGGCUUUACUUGUUUCACAGUCAGGAGGGUUUUCAUGGAGGGCAGAGGGGGGACGGGGUGAUGGUGACUCUCCAGGUGCUUCAGAGUCUGUGGGCAGUGUGCAGUCUCG
Molecule: messenger RNA, 4972 nt
Organism: Epinephelus moara (kelp grouper)
Lineage: Eukaryota; Metazoa; Chordata; Actinopteri; Perciformes; Serranidae
Gene: aasdh
Product: aminoadipate-semialdehyde dehydrogenase
Exons: 14
Coding region: 183-3488 (1101 amino acids)
Biological process (GO): amino acid activation for nonribosomal peptide biosynthetic process
Molecular function (GO): protein binding
Source: RefSeq, a predicted model, not a curated record